Messenger RNA from Condylostylus longicornis, 1766 nucleotides. Its product is annotated as zinc finger protein 431-like. NCBI's taxonomy places the organism in Eukaryota, Metazoa, Arthropoda, Insecta, Diptera, Dolichopodidae. Gene Ontology annotation, cellular component: nucleus. The transcript is spliced from 3 exons. Bases 137 to 1606 code for a protein of 489 amino acids. The record is from RefSeq and is a predicted model, not a curated record. Gene Ontology annotation, biological process: regulation of transcription by RNA polymerase II. Gene Ontology annotation, molecular function: RNA polymerase II transcription regulatory region sequence-specific DNA binding; DNA-binding transcription factor activity, RNA polymerase II-specific.
GUACAAAACCACAAACAUGAAUAACCAAUAAUGUCAGAUUUACGGAAACUGUCAAAUAAUUUACAAAAUUACACACAUUCAUUACAUUACAUACAUACAUAAUUCAUAUAUCAAAUUUAAAUAAAAAAAGCACAUAAUGAAAAAAGAAACUUGUGAUGAUAAAUAUUGUGAUAUUGAGCAAGAAUUAUGCGAUAGGAUAAAAUCAUAUUUUUCAAGAGAAACACAGACAGAAUUUCAAAACUAUCCGAAAUGUGGCGAUAUUUUUAUAACAGUAGAAAACGAACCAUUAUUGAAUUGUAGCUUUUGUAAUAAAAACAGCAAAACAUUAGAAGAAUUUUGGAAUCACUUAUUUGAACAGCAUUCUUUUAUUACAAAAAAAAUAGCAAUACAUGUUGGAAAUGAUCUAUUUACUGAAACAUUUGAUUCAGAUUCUCUUUGUAACAGCAGGGAACUAAAUCAAGAAUUUGAUUAUAGCGAAAGUGAAACCAUUAUUUCAGAUCCUGUUUGCAAAUCUGAAAAUCUUAAAAAAGCUAACAUCGGUUCAAAUAGUGAUUCACUUAAAUUUGAUGCAGAUUGUGAAAGGAAAAAGGUUGAUAAAGCUAUCAAAAUUAAUACUGAACAAGUUCCAAAAGGCUAUUGGCAAUGUAAUAUUUGUAAAUUAGUAUUAAAAAGAGGUGAAGAAAGAAAAUUACAUGAAAAAACUCAUAAGGGUGUGAAAAGGCUUAUAUGCGAAACAUGCGGCAAAGGUUAUACUUCUAGAAACCGCCUUUUAGAUCAUAUUCGCACUCACACAGGUGAAAAACCAUUUAAAUGCCGUUUUUGUCCAAAAACUUUCUUUUCUCAUUCAUCCAUGAAAUCACAUGAUAAAACACAUAUAGGAUUUAAGCCAUUCAAAUGUGAAAAUUGUAACCAUUACUUUAAAACCAAACUAAACAAACAAAUUCAUGAGAAAAAACAUCACAACGAAAAUGAUGUAUCAAAGCGAAAUGAAAUAAAUUUAAAAUUCAGUUGCAGUUUGUGCAAUAAAAGCUUUAAGUGUGCUGAUUAUUUAACACUUCAUCUUAAACGUCAUGAAGAAAGAUUAUCUAAAAAUUGUUCCAAACCGUUUGAAUGUAGUUUUUGUCCGUCAACCUUCAUCUCUAACGUUAACAAAAAUGCUCAUGAACGGCUGUAUCAUAAAGGAGAAUACAACUACAAAUGUGACUUUUGUGGUAAAAGAUUCCUGAAACUCAAUAAAAAGCGUCAACAUGAAGAAAUGCACACACGAAUUGAUAAUCCAUAUAAAUGUGAUUUAUGUGAAUGCGAAUAUGCCAGGCCUGAAGGUUUAAAAAAACAUAAGAAAGCCAAGCAUACAAACGAAUCCCCAUAUAAAUGCAAAAUAUGCCAUAUUGGAUUCGAAAGUUCAAUUUUAUUCCAAGAACAUUGUAAGCAACACAAUGCGGAAGAAAAAUUAUAUGGAUGCAGUUUUUGUGAGGCUCGAUUUGAUACAGAAAUCAGGCUUAAUCGUCACGUAAUGAAAAUGCAUAAAUCAAUUCACCUUAAUAAUCCAGAAACAACCAAUACAGAAAAAAAUUCUGAUGAAAUCAAAAAAACAAAUGUUCUUUAACGAAUAUUUAAAUACAAAAAAGCAUUAUGUAUGCGUACAUUCUUAUAUAUACAUACAUAGGUUGAGUGUUUGGUUCGGUUAACGGUCACUUUGCUUUGACUGCUCAGAUUUCAAUAUUGUAUGAAAUGAGUGACAUUGUUUCACACACGUUGCAAAGAAA